AAAGACGUGCACUCCGCCGCCGGCAGCAUCGCCAUUCCGCGGUUUCGACCACCAGAGCCCGACUGGCCGCGCACCAUUUAAUAUCACUGAAAUUUACGGCCCCGACAUUUGUAUAUAAAACCAGUAAAUUGUGUACGAUUUCGUCGCGUGUUUGUAUAUAAACUGUGUAUACAAUAUUUGUGUAUACAACUCGUUACGAGUAUCAAAUGUUUGUAAUAUAAAGACGGAGAUUAAAUUGUUUAGCUUAGCGCGUAAAUGUUUAAAGUAUGAUGAAUAAGGAGCAGUUGUCUGAAGUGAGCGCUUCCAGCGGCCAGGUCGCGCCGCCGAUCCACCAGGGGAUCAACAUCCAGCAGCAUCUGCACCACCUCCACCUGCACCAGAACCACGCCAGCGUGAUCCUGCCCAACGAGGCGGGGCAGCAGCAGCAUGUGGCCCCGGAGAGCACGGCGCCGGACCUGGACGCGAAGCCCUCGAGCUCGGACAAGAAGUCCGGGAUCCGGAGGCAGGAGAAACCGCCGUAUUCGUACAUCGCGCUCAUCGUGAUGGCCAUCCAGCACUCGCCGACGAAGAGGCUGACGCUGAGCGAAAUCUACUCCUUCCUGCAGCAGAGGUUCCCGUUCUUCCGGGGCUCCUACCAGGGAUGGAAAAAUUCGGUCCGACACAACCUCUCCCUCAACGAGUGCUUCAUCAAGCUACCCAAGGGCCUGGGCCGGCCCGGCAAGGGCCACUACUGGACCAUCGACCCCGCCAGCGAGUUCAUGUUCGAGGAGGGCUCGUUCCGGCGCCGCCCCCGCGGCUUCCGCCGGAAAUGCCAGGCCAUGAAGCCCCAGUACCACCCGGGCAACUUCUUCGGCAACAACAUGACCGGCAUGGUCAACCAGCCCGCCGCCUACGAGCACCAGACUCUCGUCCAGCCCCAGGAGUACUCCACGUGCUCGUACAACACCUCCUCGCCGCAGGUGUCGUCUGUCUCCGGCACCCACUACUCCAACUACGACUACCCCGUCUACCAGCAGCAGUGCGACCGGGACUGGAGCUCGUCGGCGCUGCUGCCGCCGUACCCGGACGCCGCCAUCUCCAGCUCGUACAUCAAGGCGCCGAUCAGUCCCAUGGGGGAGAACCAGGAGACGCCGCCGCCGGUCAUCGCCGACACGUACAAUUAUCAGUAUGGGGGGAUUUCGACGUCGUCUGCAGAUAAUUUGAUGCGAUCCUCCUCCACCAACAGCAUGCAGCCCAUCCAGUGCGACCGAAAGCCCUACUUGAGUUCGCCGCCGCCGUCGAUUCCAUCUUCUCUUCCAUCACCACCAGCAGCCAACACAGCGCACUCAUUUUAUGAACCUUCAGUAAAGUACAGCUUAUAAAUUCAGUAUUUAUGGUUUCGUUUAAGUGGACAUUUGUACUCGUCGUUCAUCCGCCGAGCCAAAUCUUUGUCGUUAUUUUUCUCUUUCGAGAUAUGAGCAGACGGACGUUGUUUUUUCAACAAACGCGAACUAUGUACGAGUACGUCGAACAGCUUUGGAUCGAAAGCAGCUCAAAUUUAUUUUUACUGUUAGUUCUGUAGGUAGGUGAAUCAUACUUAAUUGUAAAUAUAUUUAUUUGUAGGACGUAGUGGUAUUUUUAAGACAUAGAGUAUGCUACUUUGACGUGUAAAUACCACCAUACAGCUACUUACCAAAAAUUGUGUACAUAAAACAUUAUUUUGUAAUUUAUAGUAAAAUAAAAAAAAUCCGCUCUGA
Molecule: messenger RNA, 1736 nt
Organism: Zophobas morio
Lineage: Eukaryota; Metazoa; Arthropoda; Insecta; Coleoptera; Tenebrionidae
Product: forkhead box protein F1-like
Exons: 3
Coding region: 267-1361 (364 amino acids)
Biological process (GO): regulation of transcription by RNA polymerase II; animal organ morphogenesis
Cellular component (GO): nucleus
Molecular function (GO): RNA polymerase II cis-regulatory region sequence-specific DNA binding; DNA-binding transcription factor activity, RNA polymerase II-specific
Source: RefSeq, a predicted model, not a curated record